AUGAGCAGUUUUCAUUAUUCUCUUAAUAUAGCUCGUCGGAGACCAGCUGCUAGGAUCUGUGAAAGAGCGACAUGGACUCGAAAUGCUACCACGGUUGCUGGAGGUCAUCGAUUUGGAGUUACACUGAACCAAUUGGCUUGUCCGCUUGCAAUUUCGGUGGAUGCAAAUCAGAAUGUUUACGUAGCGGAUCCAAAUAAUGAUCGUAUAGUCAAAUGGGAUCAUGAUGCAGUACGUAGUCAGGUUGUCGCUGGUGGACAUGGAACUGGAAAUAAUAAUGACCAAUUAUAUUUUCCGAGAGAUAUAGCCAUUGACAACGAGGGGGUGAUAUACAUCUAUGACCAUGGAAAUCAGCGUAUUCAGCGUUGGCGUAGAGGUGCUUCAACAGGGAAUACCUUUCUAGAACAUAAGUCUAUCAAUUGUAUAGCAGUAGAUGACGAAGGGUCGCUUUAUGUUUUGAUGUCAGGUGAAGUGAGAAAAUGGCGCAUCGGUGAGAAGACCAGAGAAGUAAUUGGUUCUGGUCUUAAUUUGGCACGGUAUAUGACUGUUGAUCGGAACGGAUCAGUCUACGUAUCUGAGGAGUAUUGUCACCGAGUGAUUAAAUUAGAUCCGAAAACAAAACAAAUCUCUGUUGUGGCUGGCGGUUCUCAAGGGAACGGCGCUGACCAAUUCAACAAUACAUGGGGUGUUGCUGUCGAUCAGUCGGGCUCUAUCUAUGUAUCGGAUUAUUUUAAUCAUCGAGUGAUGCGGUGGCUACGAGGGGCUACAUUCGGUGAGGUCAUUGCUGGAGGCCGUGGUCAAGGUUCCCAACCUGAUCAGUUAUAUCAUCCGGCUGACUUAUCAUUUGAUCUUGAUGGAAAUCUCUAUGUAGUGGAUAGCUAUAACAAUCGUGUACAAAAAUUUCUCAUAGACACACGUUCAUGUGACACAUGUAAGUGAGCUCUAAUUUGUCUACCUAACUUAUCUCUGUCUAUCUAGGAAACGCAAAGACAAGUGCCUAAUCAUAUUCAUAUACAUGCAUCAACAGCGGCCAACUGUAAAACAGCAUGACACAUGUUUACUAUCUCUUGUUUUAACAGCUUAUUAUUAAAAGUACACUUAUGAGUAUAGUUAGAGAAUAAUUAUAGCUUCUUAACCUAGUCCAAAACAGAGCAGCUUUUCAUCCGAAAGAGGUUAUAAUGAAGAUGUUUGACAAAUGAUGAAUGACUAGAAUUAUAAAGAUAGGGUGGGGUGUGGGUGUAGAUCUUCUCUUCAUCCACGCCACUACACCCACACCCACACCCUGAAAUUCAUCUAAUAAUUCGAAACUAUUGAUCACUCAUUUUCAAAAUACUUUUCAGAAAAUAAAUAUAAUGGCCCUGUGUUUUCGGUAAUAUUCAGAAGCCAAAGUACGAAGGGUAAAAUUUUUCAUAGAGUCAGUAUAUCAGUGUUCCAUGGGACACUGAUGUCAGUGUACACCGUAUCACUGACCUCAUCAGUGCUUCAAUGAACAUCGGUGUCAGUGAUCACUGAAACUGAGAUGUCACUGGCACCGAUGUCAUCAGUGUUCACUGAGCAUCACUGUCGGUGACGUCAGUAAUCAGUAAACUGAAACUGUACAUCCCUACGCUGGUUACGUUCCUUUAUACACCACCAUUAGCAUAGAUUCAGGAAACUUGUGAUGUUUCUGAAGUUUUAUUUCAAAUUGAACAAUAAGGUGAUUAAAAUCUAUUUAAAAACAAACAAACAAUGAGCUUAGAAAAACAUCACAUUUGUGCACAGUUCAAAGGGUUUCAUUCUCUCCUCUCUCUUAGAAUACAUAUCGUUUAUCGGCUCGAGCAAUUAAAAAUCAUCAGUUUUUUCAGUUAGUUAUCUUUGCUAUAUUUUGACAAUAGAGCAAAAUCAUACGAACUUCUGGACAUUUUUUACACAACUUCAUAUAAUCUUCCACCUUCAAAUAAUGCCCAGACCUAUGAACUUCCAGUAGUUUUGGAUAAUAUUGUUUUUCAACUGAAAAUAUUGCAACUAUUCGUACCAACGCGAUAUUAGCAUUAACUAUAUGGAAAUGUAAAGCAAACCAUUCGUUUUCAUUUUUAGAAAAAUCAUAUGUAGGCUUUUUAAAGAGCGCCAUUGUUUUUGAUGGUGUACAUAAACUGAAGCUGCUAUUAUCGACCAUACCACUUUCUGACGUCAUACGUCAUGGUGCACCUUAAUAUAAUGAUAUACAUAAGAAAGAAUCAAUAAAUUAUGACAUAGGAUAGAAUGAGCAAAAUGAAAUGAUCUACCCGUGUAAAUUAAAUGCAUCUGAAGAAACAUGUUUCUUUUUCAAAAUAAAUGAGUAAGCGUGGAUCGGUUAAAGGUUAGCUCGAAAACAUAAUGAAACAGAACAGCAAAUAUGGUUGAAAAUAAAUGAACUCAUUCAUCUUUGAGCACGCCUGACAUAUACUGCAUCUCACUUCCGUCGCUAUGAUGAGACAGAAAUCUCUUUCAAACCCCAUCUUACAAGUUUGACCUCAAUCGGCUAAAAGGUCGGGGUGGGUGUGGGUGUGAGUGUGGGUGUAUGGGUGUGGGUGUGGCGUGGGUGUGGGCGUGGAUGUGGGUGUGGGUGGGUGUGGGGUGUGGGUGUGG
Molecule: messenger RNA, 2604 nt
Organism: Rotaria sp. Silwood1
Lineage: Eukaryota; Metazoa; Rotifera; Eurotatoria; Philodinida; Philodinidae
Source: the annotation of a GenBank genome assembly